Rhizopus microsporus ATCC 52813 is the source of this 510-nucleotide messenger RNA. RefSeq lists its product as uncharacterized. The transcript has a single exon. The record is from RefSeq and is a predicted model, not a curated record. Bases 1 to 510 code for a protein of 169 amino acids. Lineage: Eukaryota; Fungi; Mucoromycota; Mucoromycetes; Mucorales; Rhizopodaceae.
AUGGUCUUUGCCAAGAAAUCCUGCAGUCAUAACGAAGUAGAAGAAUACGGUGCCUCGAAGGCUGGAAAAGCAUAUGAUGGAGACCAGGCUACAAAACGUCUUGAAGAGGGUUUUGUUAAGCUGUCAAAGUGUCUCAAGGACAUGCUUGACAAUAUUUUGCUCAAAUGUGAUGACAAUAAGAAAUUACAGACCAUCUGUUUCAUUCAUUCUGGACUACAGUCCUCUGUUAUACGGGCAGAUCGCUCAACAAAGUAUAUCACCAGGAUCCAAAAGUCAAGAAACUACCAUCUAUCAAGCGACAUAUCACAAUUUGGAACUACUGUGCUGUUUGCUGUCUAUAUUGCUUGGGUUAUCAAAGAUAUCGGUAGAAACACGUAUACUAUUAUUCAAGAAAGUAAUACGCACAACACAAUAGUAACAUCUAAGGCUCAGAAUGGCUUACUCAAUAUUGAGAAGAGUCAGAGAAAGAAGAUGGACCAGAGACUUCACCGUCUCAAGAAAAGAUUUUAA